CUUAACCAUAGCAAUAAAAUUGCUUAUAAGCCAAAAUCAUGAGCCUUCUCAAAAACCUCCCUCAUGUUCUGUACAUCCUAUGGAUGAGUUCCCUCUACUUUGCUGCAUCAACCGUUAAUGCAGCUACAUUCAAUAUUCGAAACAACUGUCCCUUCACUGUUUGGGCUGCUGCUGUGCCGGGUGGCGGCAGACAACUUGGCAAUGGCCAAACAUGGAUACUAAAUGUAAACGCUGGAACUAAAGGGGCUCGCAUUUGGGCCCGAACAAAUUGCAACUUCGAUGGAGCAGGACGUGGAAGAUGCCAGACUGGUGACUGUGGCGGUCUCCUCCAAUGUCAAGGCUAUGGUCAACCCCCAAACACCCUCGCCGAAUAUGCACUGAACCAAUUCAACAACUUGGAUUUCUUUGAUAUCUCUCUGGUUGAUGGGUUCAAUGUCCCAAUGGACUUUAGUCCCACCUCUAACGGUUGCACUAGGGGUAUCAAAUGCACGGCGGAUAUAAAUGGACAGUGCCCCGCUCAGUUGAGGGCUCCCGGAGGGUGUAACAACCCAUGCACUGUGUUCAAAACUGAUCAGUAUUGUUGUAAUUCUGGAAACUGUGGUCCUACAGACUAUUCUAGGUUUUUUAAAAGUCGUUGCCCAGAUGCUUAUAGUUACCCUAAGGAUGAUGCAACCAGUACAUUUACUUGCCAGGGUGGCACAAACUAUAGGGUUGUGUUCUGCCCAUGAAGCAAGUAUGAGGUCUGGAGGCAUACAUAAUGAUAUGUUUGUAAUGCAAUAAGAGUCUGAGGGCUUAUAGCUCUGUGAUCAGCACACGGAAUAAUGUGCCUUAUUAUGUAACACAAGGUUUUAGUACUAACCAUCUAAGCAAACUAUAUUUCCUUAA
Molecule: messenger RNA, 885 nt
Organism: Rosa chinensis
Lineage: Eukaryota; Viridiplantae; Streptophyta; Magnoliopsida; Rosales; Rosaceae
Product: protein P21
Exons: 1
Coding region: 39-728 (229 amino acids)
Biological process (GO): defense response
Cellular component (GO): extracellular region
Source: RefSeq, a predicted model, not a curated record